AUGUCAUUCAGAGACUUGCCCCAUUCCUUCAAAGACGUGUUUUGCGGCUGGUACGGCAAGGUGCCGGGCGAAUUGGCCUUGACCAAAGAGCAAAAAGAGAGAAACACCGCCGCUGUUGAAGAUGGCAUGGAAGAGCCUCCCACCAAAGUCGCCUUCGACUCCUUGUGGCCUGCCUUUACCGCUGGAGCGGGUCUUUUCUCUGACGGUUAUGUCGCCAAUUCGGUGGCUACAGUGAAUAUUUGCUUGAAGCGAAUCUACGGCGACAAGUACACAGAGUCCACUGCCAUCUCCAACGUCACCUCCAUCGCGUUCGUGGGUAUCGUGGUGGGCCAGUUGUCGUUUGGCUACAUUUCUGACCAUAUCGCUAGAAAGGGCGGUAUGAUGGCUGCCAACAUCAUUCUUGUGUUCUUCACUCUUUGCUGCGCUGCCGCCUCCUGGGGUGUCACUCCAGAGGGCAUGUUUGCCGCCUUGACCGUGUUCCGUUUCUUCUUGGGUAUCGGUAUCGGUGCCGAGUACCCCACGGCCUCCGUGAUUGCCUCUGAAUUCGCCAACCAGUUGCCCGUGGGGCACAGAAACCGUUAUUUCGUUUGGUUCACCAACUCGUGCAUCUGCCUGGGUUACGUGGCCGCUUCUUUCGUGCCCAUGGUCUUGUUGUGGAUCACCUCCACCUCCGACAGAGAUUUGCACAUUGUGUGGAGAUUGACCCUAGGUAUCGGCGCUGUUUUCCCCACGGUGCUUUUCUUCAUGAGAAGGAAAAUGAAGCCCUCCGAGUCCUACCAGAAAACCAACUUGAAGGGCGUCAAGAAGUUCCCUUGGUUGCUCGUCAUCAAGUUCUACUGGUUCAGAUUGGCCAUUGUGUCUAUCGUCUGGUUCAUCUACAACUUCUCCGUCUUUUCCUUUGGUCUCUACUCGUCGUACAUCUUGGACAUGCUUAUCCCCGGCAGCAACUUGUACUCUACCUUUGGCUGGAACGUGCUUUUCAAUGUCUUUUAUCUCCCUGGCACUUUUAUCGGUGCAUUCUUCACAGACUACUUUGGCCCCAGACUCACCAUGGCCUUUGGUCUUUUUGUUCAGGCCAUCAUCGGCUACUCCAUGACCGGUUCUUUCGAUUCCUUGAAGACCAAGAUUGCUGGCUUUGUUGUGGUGUUCGGUAUUUUCACCUCUUUCGGUGAGAUUGGUCCUGGUAACAACGUCGGCUGCUUGGCUUCCAAGACUUCUGCCACCGCCAUCAGAGGUCAGUACUACGGUAUCGCUGCAGCUUGGGGUAAAGUCGGUGGUUUCGUCGGCACUUACGUUUUCCCUGUUAUUAUGAAAAACCACGGUGGUGAGGACUCCGACGAGGGUAUCAAGACUGCUUUCUAUGUCUCCUCUUCCUUGUGUCUCUUCUCUGCCAUCCUCACCUUGUUCUUCUGUCCUUCUGUGGGCCAAGAAGCCAUCAACGAGGAGGAUAAGAACUUUAUUGACUACUUGAAAGCCAACAACUUCGAUCUCUCCAGAUUGGGCGAUGGCUCGCUUGGCGAGGACCCUGAACUGUCUGCUGGAUCUUCCGAUGAGAAGACUGGUGCUUAUCGUUUCGAUGAAACCUCGGUUACGUCGCCUACCAACACAGCAACCAAGACUGUCUCGGACAAUGUCUCCAAUGACGCUUCCAAGGAGGCCCUCAAGGAGAGCAAAUGA
Candidozyma duobushaemuli is the source of this 1677-nucleotide messenger RNA. RefSeq lists its product as uncharacterized. The record is from RefSeq and is a predicted model, not a curated record. Gene Ontology annotation, biological process: carboxylic acid transport; transmembrane transport. Gene Ontology annotation, molecular function: carboxylic acid transmembrane transporter activity. NCBI's taxonomy places the organism in Eukaryota, Fungi, Ascomycota, Pichiomycetes, Serinales, Metschnikowiaceae. The transcript has a single exon. The coding region runs from base 1 to 1677 and encodes 558 amino acids. Gene Ontology annotation, cellular component: plasma membrane.